Cyprinodon tularosa is the source of this 1579-nucleotide messenger RNA. RefSeq lists its product as uncharacterized. Gene Ontology annotation, molecular function: glycine N-acyltransferase activity. The transcript is spliced from 5 exons. Gene Ontology annotation, cellular component: mitochondrion. NCBI's taxonomy places the organism in Eukaryota, Metazoa, Chordata, Actinopteri, Cyprinodontiformes, Cyprinodontidae. The record is from RefSeq and is a predicted model, not a curated record. The coding region runs from base 118 to 948 and encodes 276 amino acids.
UUUAAGCUCCACCACAUUGGACAAAUGAACCGACUGUCAAUGAUUCAUAAGUUCCUGCUGUUUUUUGAACCAGUGAUCACCUGAAAAACAUAUGUGGGAUCUGGAAAUUAGGAAGAAAUGAAGGUGUUAAACAAAGAAGAGCUUCAGAUGGCUGAAGGAGUCCUGCUCAACCACUUCCCGCGGAGCUUUAAGGUCUAUGGUUUCCUCUACGGGAUUAACAGAAACAAGCCGAGCACUUUAGAGGUUGUUGUUGAUUCCUGGCCAGAUUUUAAAGUGAUCCUCCUGCGCCCUGAUCCCAAGAACAAACAUUCCCAGGAUUUUACGAAAAAGGUUUCCUUCUACAGCAGAGAUGAGGAAGUUUUAAGGAAAAUGCUGAGAGAAGAAGUGGACUGGAGUGCUUACUUCCUAAUUGGAGGUUUUGAUUUUUCUCAUUCACUUACUAUCAAAGAAGUUUCCUCUGAAAAGAAAGUGAACAACAGAGGCUUUACAUCAGUGCACCUUCUUUAUCUUUCUGACCUCAGCUGUCUUCUCACACCAGAUAUUGACAGCCAACUCAAAACAAGGAUUUCAUCUCUCAAUCUCUCCCACGUUGACAAGGUGAAUAAAACCUGGAAGUUUGGCGGGGAUGAGAAAGGUUACAGGAACAUUAAAAACCUGAUUAGCAAUUUCCCAACCUGCUGCAUUAUGGACACUCAGGGUGAGCCAGUGGCUUGGAUCUUGGUGUAUGAUUACUGCGCUUUGGGUAUGUUAUACACACUUCCGGAACACAGAGGAAAAGGUUAUGCCAAGGUUUUGAUCAGCACCAUGGCCAAGAAGCUCCAUGCAGAGGGCUUUCCAGUUUACUGCUUCAUAGAGGAAGACAACCUGGUGUCCUACAAGCUCUUCCAAAACAUGGGCUUCACUGAGGAUGAUUCAUACAGGGCACUCUGGUUUGAGUUGAACUUUUGAUCUGGGAAAUGAAAGAAGCAGCAGUUUUUUGACUCCUCUGGGUCAAAAUGUCAUUAAACUUGAAGAGAAAAUUUUAUAAUUGUAGUUGCUGUUUUACAAAUUCAUACCUUGAAAGAAUGAUUUGCAUUUGCAGUUACUUACAUACAAGUUAAAUCAAAUCAACUUUUUAAGCUGUUUUUUUUAUUUCAAUAAAUGUUUUUUACUCAAAACUCAGUAAAUGAAUUAAAAUAAGGACAACAGCCACCUUUCAGGCAUAUCCUUUUUGAUUUUUGUGCAAUAUUCAACAAGCACUUAUAUUACUUUUUGUAAUUAUUUAAAAUUACAUAAUGUUUAGUUAAAUAAUUAAGUAAUGUCUUCAGAGUCUUGUUAUAGUAAAGAAAUUGCAUGCACUAUGAAUAUGAAUAUCUAUUAUUUUGAAAUAAUCUGAAAAUAUAUCUAUAUAUAUAUAUAUAUUUAGUAUCACUAUCAAAGACACUACAUGCUACAUUUUUAAGAGUGUCUUCUAAGGAUGUGAGUAUACUGCAAGUGUUUUUAAUCUCUGUCUGCAUAAUAAAUCUGUAUUCUAAGCCAGUCCUCACUGUGAAAUGUUAUUGUGUUUUCUUAUUACAAUAAAGAUCCUUGAUUCCAUGUA